AUGGCUGCGCGCAUGAAAACAGCAUUGCGAUUUAUUGAUAUUGGCGCCAAUCUAACAGAUCCUGUAUUCCGUGGUGUCUAUCGUGGCUCACAAAAACAUCAAGAUGAUUUUACUGAUGUCCUACAAAGAGCUGUUGAUGUUGGAAUUCAAAAGAUCUUUGUGACUGGUGGUAGUUUAGAAGAUAGCAAAGAAGCUUUAGAACUUGCAAAAACAAAUGAUAACCUAUACAGUACAGUGGGGUGCCAUCCAACACGGUGUACUGAGUUUGAAGCGGAGAACAGUCCGGAAAAAUAUUUACAAGAUUUAUAUGACCUUGUAGAUCAGAAUAAAGAGAAGGUGAUUGCAAUAGGAGAGUGUGGUCUAGACUAUGACAGACUCCAUUUUUGUUCCAAAGAAAUUCAGUUGAAAUACUUUGAAAAACAGUUUCACCUUGCUGAGAAAACCAAACUACCGAUGUUUCUUCAUUGCAGAAACUCUCACGUUGAUUUGAUAGACAUACUGAAAAGAAACCAGGACAGAUUUACAGGAGGUGUGGUGCAUACUUUUGAUGGUUCUAAGGAAGAAGCAUCCAGUUUAUUAGAAAUGGGUUUAUAUAUUGGGAUAAAUGGAUGUUCUCUUAAAAGCCAAGAUAACGUUGAUGUUAUGUGUGGAAUACCCAGUGAGAGACUCAUGAUUGAAACAGAUGCACCAUGGUGUGAGAUACGUCCUUCACAUGCUGGGCAUAAAUUUAUUAAGACACAGUUACAGACGAAGAAGAAAGAGAAAUGGACACAUGGAUUUGGUGUGAAAAGUCGAAAUGAGCCAUGCAACAUCAUUCAAGUGUUGGAGGUCAUGGCGGCAGCGAGAGAUGAAGAUAUUGUGGAGCUUGCAGAUACGUUAUAUGAAAACACACAGAAAUUGUUUUUUGGUGGAAAGUCCUGAAUAUAGACAGUUGUUUAAACAAUUACAUUUCGAAUGCAUGACUUCUCUCAAUACAUGAUAUGGUUUAUUUGCUUAAAAGUAAGGAAUGGAACAUUUUAUGAUAGAACAAGUGUACUGUGUCAUAUUUCUUUGGUAAUGAAUUUUCUUUCACCAUAUAGAUACAUCACAGACUGGC
Molecule: messenger RNA, 1096 nt
Organism: Saccoglossus kowalevskii
Lineage: Eukaryota; Metazoa; Hemichordata; Enteropneusta; Harrimaniidae
Product: deoxyribonuclease TATDN1-like
Cellular component (GO): cytosol
Molecular function (GO): 3'-5'-DNA exonuclease activity
Source: RefSeq, a predicted model, not a curated record